Messenger RNA from Pieris macdunnoughi, 411 nucleotides. NCBI's taxonomy places the organism in Eukaryota, Metazoa, Arthropoda, Insecta, Lepidoptera, Pieridae. The record is from the annotation of a GenBank genome assembly.
AUGACUUUGGGAACUUACAACAGGCAUCAAUCAGUAAAGAAGAGGCAAGCGAAACUGGCAGCCGCAUUUCCGCAAGGGAUAAAGUGCCAAAAAUGUCUGGAGUAUGGGCACUGGAGCUAUGAAUGUACCGGAAAGCGCAAAAUUCUGGUUCGACCCUCCCGCACUCAGGUUUUGAAAAAAAAUUUGAAGGCCAAAAAGGAUAAGUGCAGUGAUGGCAAAUGUGAUCUUCCUAUUAAAAAGAAACGCAACAAUAACUGUCAAGACUGUUCAGAUGAUGGCUCCACAUCGGAUUCAUCAUCUAACAGCUCAUCAUCAGACAGCGAGUCGGACAGUGGCAGCGAGGAUGAAAGUGGUAGCAGCAGUUACACCGACAGCAGCAGCGGAUCAGAAUCUGACUCUGAUAGUGACUAA